AUGGACGGUUGUAUGGAAUGUUUUAUGGGGUCAUAUGCUCCUGCGGGCGCAACAUCUUGCAAGGACUGUCCUGUUGGCACGAUGGUGAAUGACAACCACAGUGGAUGUAACGCGUGUCCUCCGGGUACUUUUGCGGCAAACACGGGUUCUUAUUAUUGUGACCAUUGUGGGGCGGGGCAAUACACUUCGACUAGUGGUUCGACUUCAUGUAAAAAGUGUACUUCGGGGUAUUACGCGUCUUCUGGUGCAACUUCUUGUACAAAGUGUGCUGCAGGUACUUAUUCAGUUGGGAGUGUUGGGUAUUGUACUCCAUGUAGUUCGGGGUAUUAUUCAUCCACUACAGGCGCCACAUCAUGCACCAAAUGUGCAGUUGGGUAUGUUUCAUCUUCAUAUCCAUAUCCAACGUCAUGUACCCAAUGUAAAGCUGGAACGUACACAAACAGUGACAAUUCGUAUUGUACGGCGUGUCCGUAUGGGACCUACUCUAAAGAUUCUGCAACGUCUUGUACAACAUGUCCUGCAGGAACUUACUCUGGACUGACUUGUACAUCUUGUACAACUUGUGUUAAAGGCCAAUAUUCAGAAGCAAAGUCAAUUUGGUGCUCUGAUUGUCAACCAGGAACUUAUUCCUCAGUCGAUGGGGCUUCUUCAUGUUCAAAAUGUGCUGCGGGGUAUACAUCUUCUAUGAGUUCUUCUAUAUGUACUAUGUGUUCUGCAGGAACUUAUGCCGCGACUGCUGGUUCUCCAACAUGUACAAAUUGUUCAACUGGUUCCAUUUCUGUAACUGGUGCAAUAGAGUGCACUAAAUGCCCAGCAGGGACGUAUUCUGUGAAUAGAGUUUCCUGUGAAAAUUGUGGGGCUGGGACGUAUUCAAUUCUUGGGUCUGGAUCUUGUACAUCUUGCAGUCCUGGCACAUUUUCUAAUACAACACGACUUUCUUCGUGUUACAAAUGUCCUGCUGGAUAUUACAAUCAGCAAUAUAAUCGUACAAAUUGUGACGCUUGUCCUUCUGGAAGUUUUUCAUCUUCAGAGGGGUCUUCACAGUGUACUGGGUGUGCAGCGGGAUAUUAUGCGACUUCUGCUGGAAGUGUAUCAUGUAACAAAUGUACUUUGGGGUACAUAUCUGCUGCAAAUGCUACUAAAUGUAUUAUCUGUCCUGCUGGGACAUAUUCAAACUCAGAUGGGACUUCUUGUGUCAAGUGUUCUGCUGGGUAUUAUUCAGGGAGUGGGGUGUCCACGUGCACUCAGUGUCCAACAGGGAAAUACUCCUCCUCAACGGGUUCAUCGACGUGUUCUUCAUGUGCAUCAGGGACUUAUGCAGACACACUUGGUACUAUUAAUUGUACUCAAUGUAGUGCGGGGUAUUAUUCAAAUACAGGAGCAUCGGUAUGUACCAAGUGUCCUCUUGGGACAUACUCAAGUUUAAAAGGAUCGAGUUCUUGUCUUAAAUGCCCAAAAGGACACUUUACAUCAAGUGAAGGUUCUACCUCAUGUAAUGCGUGUGCGACUGGUACACAUGCUUCCACUGAAGGAUCUUCAACUUGUGAAAAUUGUGAGAGUGGACAAUAUACAAAUGUCACAGGAACAAUUGAUUGUACUUUGUGUCCGUUGGGAUAUUAUUCAAAUGGAGGUGCUUCCCAGUGCACCGCUUGUUUGGUUGGGACAUAUACACCCACAACUGGAACAUCCGUUUGUGUCAGUUGCACAUCCAUAAGUUGUAAGACCUGUAUGUCUACAACGGGAAAGUGUACUUCGUGUAAUUUGGGUUAUUCAUUUUCGGAAUCAACAGGAUGUUCUAUAUGUCCUGCUUCGUAUUACUCGAUAGGAGGGACUUCUUUGUGUUCCAAAUGUGAGACAAACAGUUAUUCGUUAAUUGGGUCAUCAAAGUGUUCAAUGUGUUCAUCAAGUUGUAACACAUGUAAUCAAACGAAUGGCGAUUGCACAUCGUGUUUUGCUGGGUUUGCACUUAAAGAUGGAAGUUGUGGAGGAUGUGCCAAAGGCAAAUACUCUUCAAAUGGGGAGUGUCUUGCAUGUCCUGAAAUGACAUACACUGAUAAAGAGGCGAGUCCAUAUUGUGAAAAUUGCAAUUCGACAUGUCAAAGUUGUGACAAAACAACAGGUGAAUGUACUUCAUGUGCAGCAGGGAUGGGUAUAUCAUCAAUGGCCUGUUUGACGUGUGUUGCAGGUACUUACAGUACGCCAAGUUCUCUUUGUGAGAUGUGUCCGCUUGGGACUUAUUCAUCAACACAGAAGAGUACUCAAUGUUCCAAUUGUGUUGAUGGCACAUAUACGAACACCCAAGGCUCACAAAUCUGUAAAACAUGUAGCAAGUUGUGUCGUGGACCAUGCGAUAAAGUAACUGGAAACUGUUUGAGUUGUGUUGAUGGUACAGUACUUUCGAGUGGUGUUUGUGUUGAGUGUAAAGCGGGUACAAAGUCGAAUCAAAACACGAAAACGUGUGACAAUUGCCAACCGGGCACAUACUCUGGGAGUAUGUAUUCUGAAUGUAAAAGUUGUGGUGAGAUGACUUACUCUCUUUCGGGUGCUUCUUCAUGUUCAUCAUGUGACUCAAAAUGUGUUGGGUGUAUAUCCACCAAUGGUAACUGCAUUAGUUGUGUUUCUGGGUAUGGUUUGUCAUCAGGAAAGUGUCUUAUUUGUUUGAGUGGAACACGUUCAUUGUUUUCACGAUGUGUCAGUUGUGAAGAAAUGACGUAUCAAGACGUCGAGGGCCAGACAGAGUGUAAAAUGUGUGAUAUAUCAUGUGCAAGUUGUGAUGCUAUAAGUGGGAAAUGCAAGAGUUGUACAAGUGGGUAUGGAUAUAGCAAUGGGGCGUGUGUACAAUGCGAUGAGCUGAAGUAUUCCCUUGGUGGAACAACACAAUGCCAGCAAUGUUCCACCCUAUGCCAACGAUGUGAUAGAAAAAGUGGGGCAUGCACCACAUGUGAAGAUGGUCAAAAGAAAAUGAACAACAUAUGUGUCUCAUGUUGCUCAACAGGCAACUGUGCUUUUUGUGAUGAAAAUGCAGUCGAGAGCAGUCGGGUGUGUUCUGAAUGCAAAGAAGGGUAUUACCGAGAAAGUACUGGAGAGUGUCAACCGUGCUCAUCACUUCACCCAAACUGUAUAAAGUGCUCACAGAAAACAAAAGAGUGUCUUUCAUGUUCAGGCAAUUUAAUAGUCAAUGGCGACACGUGUAUUUCGUGUGAAAGUGGAAAGGUGAAGAGCACAGAUACGACGUGUGUAAACAUCUAUGAUGCCAUUCCAAUGUGUCAAAGAGGUGAUUAUAUUAACAAUGAGCAGGUCUGUAAUGUAUGCUUCCCGCCUUAUUAUGUAACAGCAGGAAAAAAGUCGUGUUCACUUGCUUACACGGACACAACACACUACAACAAUAGUAGUGCAACAAAGAAAGAUAACAUAAAUGGGUGUACACACCAAGUAAAUGAUGUGUGUUAUUUGUGUACCUCAAACUGCGUGUUAAUAAGUGGAGUCUGCAAUAACAAGAGCACAGACUGUACAACAUAUUCCACACACGGCUGUGAAAGUUGUGUCACAGAAACUAUUACUUCAACUGGAAAGUGCACAAGUGGAGACAAAUGCAAAUACACGGCCACCACAGCAGAUAAAUCAGUCUGCUUGUCAUGUACUGAUGACAAAUUGUGUGGUAUUGCGGAUGCCAAUUGUGAAGUUUCACGGAAUGGGUACUGCUUUGCUGGAAAAAGUGGGUAUUACACAACUCGACAGGACAGUGUAGAGCCAUGUAGUAGUGCAGUUUGUACAUUUUCUGGUGAUUUAGUAAAAGAUUUGAAGUGUAGUAACACUACUGUUUUGAGCGAUGAUGUAUGUAUUGAAGAUGAUAAUUGUAUUACUAAAUCUGGUAGUGAUUCUGUCAAGUGUACAUCAAGUUACCAUAUUACAAAAGCCAAAUGUGUAUCAAAUAGUGUGCAUUGCCUUCUUGAGAACAGUAAAAUAUGUAUUAAAUGUGGCAGUUCAAUCAACGUUAAUGGGGUGUGCACAGACAGCACCUCAAUUCAUUGUGCUGUAUACGACAAUGUGUGUGUUACAUGUGAUCCCGGGUAUUAUCGAGAUGUUGAUGGGUGCAAAGAGAAGAGUGGGUUCUCAUUGAAUUGUGGAGUUAUAUCUUCCCUCAAACAGAAGUGUGUUGAAUGUGAAGUUGGCUUUGUUUUAAGUGGCAUUUCAUGUGUUAUUAUGACAAACGAUACAGAAACACAAGAUAAUAUAACAAAGGAUUUUAUAAGUAAAACAACAAUAAAAGAAGACAGCACAGAUCAUUGUCAGGAGUCUACCAGUAAAGGGUGUCUUCGAUGUGAAAGUGGGUAUUAUUUGAGUGAUGGGGGGUGUGUCGUAUGUGUAUAUCCCUGUGUAUAUUGUUCAAAUAGUACCUUCUGUACAAAGUGUGAUUCGUACUCGUACGCAAAUAGUGAAGGUAAAUGCACAGAAAUUAACGCACUUGUUUCUGUCUGUAAUGUGCUGAUGUCCACAUAUCGUGGGUGUGUUGUAUGCAAAGAGGGAUACAUGAGAUCGGCGGAUGGCACCACAUGUGAGCGUUGUGACAUUUCUUGUAAAAGUUGUACGAACGAAGGAAGUUGUAUUCUCUGUAAUGACACGUUUUAUCGUAUUCCAUCUAACCCCACAAAGCUGUGUUUACCACAGAGUGAGUUAAUUGGGUGCACCAACACGACUACGAGCGGGUGUACACAAUGUGAAGUGGACUAUUUUGUCUUCGAACAACAGUGUUCAAAAUGUAAAGAAAAUUGCACUUCAUGUGACAGUAUUGAUGAGUGCACUGCUUGUAUUGAGUCCCACAUCCUACUGUCUGGUGGUUGUUCACACUUUUCAGCAGUCCAGCACUGCACUCGGUCUUCCAAUAGUUUCUGUGACACUUGUGAGAGUGGGUUUAAAUUAAGUGUAGAUAAAAUGAGUUGUCAGCCAUAUACCAAUUAUGGAGUCUACAUUGGUGUUCCCUUAACAGUGGUUUUUGUCGUUCUAGUGAUAGUUGUAGUUCUUGUAAUUGCCGUUAUUAUAUUUCUAAUUCGUCACAAGGAGAAUAAGAAGUUAGAAAAUGUCUGUGUCUUCAAGAUGAGUCGCUCAAAUAUAGCAAUGAACUUAUUAGAAGGGAACAUUUUGACAAACAAAAAAUCGUUGACCUUUAGUGACGAGAGCGAAGUUAUACCCGUUGAAUCUGAGAGUAGAGAGCUUCUCUGUAUUGGAUACAAAGGAACAAGUAUAAUGAAAGUCCAAAUGACAACUCGUGGUGGAUGCGACAAAUAUUCCAUUCGCACAGUCCCACAACUUGUUACAUUAAAAAAAGGAGAGGCGUGUGAGUUUGAGGUAUUUAUAGUUCCACAUUGUACAAUGAAACUACAAGACGAACUUAUGAUAGUUACUAUGGACAUUCAAAAGGGGGAGACGUCUUAUGUUUCCAUUAAAAUCGAACCCACCACUGAAAACUCGACUAAACUUGAUUAUGACGAGUUGAUUGAAGACUCCAAAUUGGGAGAAGGAUCCUUUGGAAUUGUAUAUAAAGGCACUUACCGAGGGAAGUGUGUUGCUAUAAAGAAGAUGAAAGAAAUCUCUUUGGAAGAUCAAGAACAGGCGAUAGAAGAGUUUAAAAAGGAGGUGGAUAUGUUAGAUAAGUUCCGGA
Entamoeba invadens IP1 is the source of this 5659-nucleotide messenger RNA. Its product is annotated as GCC2 and GCC3 domain containing protein. Gene Ontology annotation, molecular function: ATP binding; protein kinase activity; protein binding. The transcript has a single exon. NCBI's taxonomy places the organism in Eukaryota, Evosea, Mastigamoebida, Endamoebidae. The record is from RefSeq and is a predicted model, not a curated record. Gene Ontology annotation, biological process: protein phosphorylation. The annotation marks the transcript as partial.